AUGCUUAAAGACGCAGAGAUGAGGAACUCUGUAACGAGUUUCAGCGGUCCAGGUAUGUUGCCGCUGCGGAGUGUACAGCACAGGUGCUGCCACGCUCGACUGUUUCACUGGAGUGCACGUUGGGCGAAGAACGAGCCGUUUAGCAGCGAUAUUCAUGGCGAUACCCGUGGCGAUGGGCCCAGCUUCAGGAGUAAAGUGGCCCAGACACCGGCUACGCAGAGCGACGAGACAAUCCAAGAGCGUGCUAUGUUUGAUAAGCUGUUUGCCAACAUGCAGGAAAAGCAGGAACGGGAAUCCCUGCGGCGGCGGGAACCACGGGACUCGCUGAACUUGAAGGUGUCCUUUGGAAAGUACGACUUGGACAAGACGGAACAACAGCAGCCACCGAGACAGCCACCGCAGAGACAACGGUUCACGGACGCUAAUGUCGUCCUGCAAUUGGAGCGGUUGAAGGCUGGGGUCCGUAGCUGCAGACCAGGAAUCGGAGCAGGACCAGGAUCAGGACCAGAACAUCUCUGUGUUCAAUAUGCUCAGCGCAAUGGAAGACGAGCUGGCACUGUUGCAGGGAAACAAAAGCGGAAGACGCUCGAUAGGGUCGACGGUGCCAGUGGCAGUGCCCUGGAGCAGACCGCUCCACUCCCGGAAAUCUCUAAGGACCUGCACAUCGACCUGCAGAAAGUGGAGGCCGAGGAACGGUUCAAAGCGGAACUGACACAGGCGAUGCGGCCGUACAUGGAGAGUCCAGUGUUCUUGGAGCGCAUCCGGACAGAUUACGACGCUACGGUGUACGUCCGGGAUGCGAUGGAGAACUUUGAGCGCCGCGACAAGAGUCUCGAUAAAGCAGUGAGCACAAUGUCCCCACGGGGAAGUCCUCCAGCGAGUACGUUCCGGAGUCGAGCAAAUCCUGGGGACGCUGCUGUGCCGGAACCACAGCCGGUGACGUUGCCCUACACGAUCUGUCACUUGUUGCGGCAGACUCAGGCGUGGUCCAGUGCGAGGCGGUACACACUCGCGAUGUGCGUAUACGAGUUCUGCCGCCGCAGCGCGGACGUCUCAUCUUACUUGUACCUGUGCGACGUGGACUUCUACAACUGCCUACUCGAAUUGACGUGGGAUAACUACCCUGAGGCACACCGAAUCGCCCAACUGACUGCAGAGAUGCAGACGAACGGCGUUAGGGGGGACAUCUACACUGUCGGGAUCCUCGACAAGAUCGUGCACGAGAUGCGCUCGAUCAACGACGACAUCAUCGACGAGGACAACUGGCAACAGAUGAAGAACCGUGCCCUUACAGUCGGUGUCAUCUGGAACAAAGAAACAAGUUCGGACCUGCUCAUUGUGGAGAACUACUUGCGCCAUUUAAAGCGGCAAUUGACCAGCUGA
Messenger RNA from Huiozyma naganishii CBS 8797, 1383 nucleotides. It is a transcript of the gene MTF2, whose product is annotated as Mtf2p. The record is from RefSeq and is a predicted model, not a curated record. Lineage: Eukaryota; Fungi; Ascomycota; Saccharomycetes; Saccharomycetales; Saccharomycetaceae. The transcript has a single exon. The coding region runs from base 1 to 1383 and encodes 460 amino acids. Gene Ontology annotation, cellular component: mitochondrion.